GCAAACACAUAAUCUACUAACGAAAAAUGAUAGGACAUUGUACUCCAUGAUAAGGGAGGUUGACCACACCAGAUCAAUUCCAACAUGGGCUCUAAAAGUACAAGUUGUGAGGACUUUUGAGAUGCCUCAUCAAUGUAGAGGCCGUGAAAGAAUGGAGACCAUUUUUCAUGAUGAAGAGGGUGACAAGAUCCAUGCAGUAAUUAAGAGGUCGUUUAUGCAUCUUUACAAAUCAAGACUGGUGGAGAACAAAUGCUUCAGGAUCAAGAACUUCUUAGUGUUGGAUAACUACUAUACUUAUAAAACCACUCUCCAUCCUUACAUUUUGGAAUUUAUCAAAAAAACAACAGUUUUUGACCACCGGUCAGAAAACUUUCCAAAUUUUGUCAAUAAUUUUCACCGGCAUGCUGCAGAGCCUAAGGGUGAUAAAUGACAAACUACUUAUGGGUAAUAUUCGAAUUUUUAAACAUGCACGGUUGUGUUUUUUUUGUACUUUCAUGAUUAAACACUCCAUAAAGUAUAAUACCAAGUAUAUACUUACACCUUAACCUAUUAUGCAUACAUAUGUAUGUCAUUGACAAAUUUGUGGGCAAAACCCCUGCACAAACGCAUGUGAUAAAUGGCAAACCUGAACUACUCAUUGAACUAAUUCUGGAGGAUCCUGAAGGUAACCGCGUCAGAUGCACACUUUGGAACGAC
This is a messenger RNA of Cuscuta epithymum, 696 nucleotides long. NCBI's taxonomy places the organism in Eukaryota, Viridiplantae, Streptophyta, Magnoliopsida, Solanales, Convolvulaceae. The record is from the annotation of a GenBank genome assembly.